UAAUAAAUAACAAUGAUGGGUCGUGCGUGUUGUCUUGUGUUGUCGUGUGUUUUGGUCCACUUAGUACAGCUACUACACGGAACUGAACAGCAGACUGAAAACAAGAACCUCUCGACCAUAAUUUUAAAUGGAAACUAUUCAGACUAUUAUACCUUUAAUGUCAACAGGACAGUGGAAUACAUUUUUCAGUUUCCUGCCUCAGAGGAUAUGAUAGAUAAGCCAGCAAGAAUUACCGUAGAAUGCAAGGAUUCCAACCGAAGUUUUCCAGUACUUGUUGUCGUAAGACAGCAAAAAGGUGUCUUGUCCUGGCAGUUGCCUCUUCUUGUGGAGACUGAAUCAGAUUCACUAGAGUACUCGAGAACAUCACGCACUUUAUGUCCUGACAACAGUCGUUAUUUCGCAGGGAACAAUGUGAAAACGCUUUAUCAAUAUAUUAUUGUUAGCAUAUCAACGGCAAGUAAUCAAAAUUUGUCGGUGUCUCUACUCGUCUCGAGGAAAGAGGAUUUUCGAAUCAGGUUGUCAGAUACACGCAAUAUAACUGUGCUGCCAGCAGAACCACAAUAUUUUGCUUUCAGAUUUCCACAGAGUGGUCCUGACACAGUUCUUUUACGUGUAGAUUCUGAUAGUCAGGUGUGCAUGAUGGUUUCGAUACAAAACAUGAGUUGCCCGGUGUUCGAUCUCGAGCAGAAUGUCCAUUUUGAAGGCUUCUGGGAGACAGUGAAUGUUCGUGGAGGUAUAACCUUACCGAGGGAUGCAUUUCCUUUGGGAUUCUAUGUGGUGUUUGUGGUGAAAGGAGAUGAUGUGGAUUGCUCUGGACCAGACCAGCCAAUUAUAAAGCCUAGAAACAAGACACUCUCUUUCUCACUUUCACCCAGCAUUACUUACCAGAAGUAUCUUGUAGCAGCAUGUGUUGCAAUUGCCGCCUUUGCGCUGUUUUAUAUCUUCUCUAUUGCCAUCUCUGUUGUCUAUUUAAUAAGGGUUCGAAGGAGUUUGCCUUCUACUUCUGAUGUAUUGGAUGAUGAAUGUACACUCCCAUCUGUGUUUUCACCAGGCAGUGAGAGUACAAGCACAAUUCCAAGGGCUGCUUCAGAUUCAUCACUGGAUGAAACUGAUAUUGAUGUUCUACAUGAUGCAGAAAUGGACAAGGAUAUAUUUCGAACAAAGACAGUGUUAUAUGUUGCUGACCUUGCUCGGAAGGAUCCCAGAAUAUUGCGCCAAAAAAGUCAGUUGUAUCUUUGGAAUUUACUUACAGUUGCUGUCUUUUACUCGCUCCCUGUUGUUCAACUUGUCAUCACAUACCAGUUGGUUUUAGAUCAGACUGGGAAUCAGGACCUGUGCUACUACAAUUUUCUGUGUGCACACCCAUUUGGUCUUUUAAGUGACUUCAAUCAUAUAUUUUCCAAUCUUGGUUACAUACUGCUGGGACUUCUCUUUAUAAUUCUUACUGCACGAAGAGAUCGCAUGCACCGCUGUUCUGAUUCCAGAUUUGAUAAGUAUUAUGGCAUCCCUCAACACUAUGGACUUUUCUACGCAAUGGGUGCAGCGCUUAUGAUGGAAGGAGUUCUGAGUGCAUGCUACCACGUUUGCCCCAACCAUUCAAAUUUUCAGUUUGAUACAAGUUUUAUGUACGUGAUUGCAAUGCUUUGCAUGCUAAAGAUAUACCAGACCCGCCACCCAGACAUAAAUGCUAGUGCUUAUUCAACAUUUGGCGUUUUGGCUUGUGUCAUCUUGAUUGGCAUGGCUGGUGUGCUAAAAGGCGGAGUGUAUUUCUGGAUUGGAUUCACAUGUUUACAUCUGAUUACGUGCUUGGUGCUUAGUGUACAGAUUUACUACAUGGGUCGCUGGACAUUGGAUUUCAGUGCCAUCAAGAGAGUAUUUGUACUUAUCUAUUUUGAUCUCCGUGCCAGUCCACUGCACUGCAUUCGUCCACUUUAUCCAAAUCGAAUGGUGUUGCUCACGCUUGGUAACUUGUGCAAUAUUGCAUUAGCUGUACUGGGGUUGAAAUAUCACCUACGUGACUUUGCAACAUAUUUGCUGUCUAUAUUUAUGGCAAAUCUGCUGCUAUAUACUUUCUUCUACAUAGUAAUGAAGCUUUGUCACCGUGAGCGCAUACUGGUGCAACCAUUGCUGUACAUUAUAUUGUCUUUUGCAUCAUGGGGAGCAGCUCUGUACUUCUUCUUUAACAAAUCUAUAUCAUGGGCACUAACACCAGCACAGUCUCGCCAGUAUAAUCAACCGUGUGAGAUCUUAGAUUUCUAUGAUAAGCAUGAUAUAUGGCACUUCUUGUCUGCUGCAAGCAUGUUCUUUUCAUUUAUGGUUCUCCUCACAUUGGAUGAUGAUCUUAUUGAUGUACACAGAAGCAAAAUUCCUGUUUUCUGAAUGGUUAUCAGAUUGAUGAUCUUUUGAAAUAAAUGGAAUUUUUGAUUUGACUGUUGCUAGAGGAUAAUAGUCUGCAGUAUAUUGUGUUAGUGAAUAAAGAGUGUGUGUGUGUGUGUGUGUGUGUGUUUACAGUUAUAUAUCUGUGCCAGAACAUAUUUUUCUGCUGGACAAAUCUCUGCAUGUAAAUCCUGUUUAUGUGCAGUCGAGAAAAGUAGAAAAGCAUGUUCCAUUAGAAGCAUAUAAAUUACCAUUCCUAAAAAUUAUGUUUCGAAAACACUUUGGAAUCCAGAAGUUAAUUGAAAUCAAAAAUAUAUAUUUAUUGAAUCAGAACUAUAUAUUUAUUGGGCCAUGACAUCUAACUAAUGAUGUUGCUUUACUUUUAAAAAGUUAUCAAUUCCUCAAAUGCCUCUUGGUGUAAACAUUGCUACAAUAGCUUAUGUGAUGUUUAUAUCAACCUGAAUUAGUGACACAAAUAAUUUUUUUCUUGUACUGUCUUCCAGUGCUUGGUUUUUAUACUGCCACAAAAUUUUAAAACAGCAGACUGCUGCACAAAGUAAGAUUCAUUCUUGGGUCUUGUUCUUCAGCAUUCCUAUUUUGGUGUAACUGCUUUGAGGCAUUUAAAAAUUCAAAGCCAAAAUUCGGCAUUCUUUCCAUUUUCUUUCUUCUUAGAAUGAUUGAGAAUGUAAUUCAAACUGAAUGUCUUUUUCUCAAAACUAUGAGUCAUUAAUUUCUGUUCUCUUAAGCAAGUAUUUCUCAGUUUAUAAUCGCAUAAAUUUGCACUCAUUUUUCCCCUUCCUUUUGAUAAAUUUCUAUGUAUAUACAGGGUAUUUUCAUGGUGAUGGGGAGAAUAUUUAGGGAUGAUGAAAAAGCAUAAAAAUAGCAAAAUACAAUGAAGAUUAUCAGUCUGGAAACUGCCCAAUCAAGAGUUAUAAAACAUAUUAAUUGCUGGUAGCCAUUUUUAGAUAUACAGCCAAGACUGACUCAGCUUGAUUAGGCUGAACGUAUAAGAUUGGUGUUUUGUUUUAUGCUUUCAGAUUUGAAAACCUUGACAGUUUGAUAGUUUUUUGGGGGUUUAAUUAAACAGAGCAAGGUCAUCCUCAGUUUAAUUAUAUAUAUGAUGACUGUUCACUCGGACAUGUCCUAAAGAACAGACACAACAUGUGUAAUUAAUUAAGGUAACAAUGGCAAAUGAUCCCUUCAGUGCACAUGCACACCAUGCACAAACUCAUAUAGGAAUUGAUGAAAUACUGCAAGUAAUGAGGAUAAUGGGCAAGAGACACUAUAUUCGUAGUUUG
This is a messenger RNA of Schistocerca cancellata (South American locust), 3674 nucleotides long. Its product is annotated as SID1 transmembrane family member 1-like. NCBI's taxonomy places the organism in Eukaryota, Metazoa, Arthropoda, Insecta, Orthoptera, Acrididae. Gene Ontology annotation, cellular component: membrane. The coding region runs from base 13 to 2379 and encodes 788 amino acids. The transcript has 16 exons. The record is from RefSeq and is a predicted model, not a curated record.